CGCCUCUGCCCACGCGCGGGAGGGCGGACGGUGAGGGAAGGGGGCGGCUUGGCAGUUGGUAUAAACCAGUCAGCACCAGCUCGGAGAGAUCCACGUUUGAGUUCCUGGUCUGAUUCUUUAAAAAAAAAAAAAAAAAUGUCAGGCCAGAAACUUAAGUCCUUGAUGAGACUUCAGGGACACUUGGUGUGGGUAAUGGUGUUUAGAGGGUGUGUUUGCCAUGACUGACUACUGCCAUCCCCACCCGAGUAGAAAGAAAAGCAGAGUGCUGGCUCGGCCAGUGUAACCCGUAGUCUUUCAAGUUUUUUUGGCAGCGCUUUGGAGAUCCCGAGGAUCUGUAUCUUGCUUCAACAGUGUUUGGACGGAACAGACCCGGGGACUACCACUUUAUUCACUUCCAGCCGCCUUACAAGUCUCUCCAGUCGCAGCCUCCGGGACCAUCUCCUUGCCGCCUUCGGCUCCUAGGACCAGCCAGCCCCGUCUUCGCGGUUAGCUCCAUACUCCGGAUCAGCCAUGACCUCUCAGAUUCGUCAGAAUUAUUCCACCGAAGUGGAAGCUGCCGUGAACCGCCUGGUCAACUUGCACCUGCGGGCCUCUUACACCUACCUCUCUCUGGGCUUCUUUUUUGAUCGGGAUGACGUGGCUUUGGAGGGCGUAGGCCACUUCUUCCGCGAAUUGGCCGAGGAGAAGCGCGAGGGCGCCGAGCGUCUCCUCAAGUUGCAGAACGAACGCGGGGGCCGUGCACUCUUCCAGGAUGUGCAGAAGCCAUCUCAAGAUGAGUGGGGUAAAACCCUGGCGGCCAUGGAAGCUGCCUUGGCCCUGGAGAAGAACCUGAACCAGGCCCUCUUGGAUCUGCACGCCCUGGGCUCUGCCCGCACAGACCCUCACCUCUGUGACUUCUUGGAAAGCCACUUCCUGGAUAAGGAGGUGAAGCUCAUCAAGAAGAUGGGCAACCACCUGACCAACCUCCGUAGGGUGGCAGGGCCACAACCAGUGCAGACUGGCGUGGCCCAGGCAUCUCUGGGCGAGUAUCUCUUUGAGCGCCUCACUCUGAAGCACGACUAGGCCUCUGUGCCUUCCAAGGGGCUCCCUCCUUUGCUCUGCACCGACCGCCUCAGCACCUCCACCCGAAUGAACCUCUAAAGCCACUAGGCAGCUUUGUAACCGCCCUGGAGCCUCUCCCAAGUCUUGGACCAAGUAAAAAUAAAGCUUUUUGAAACAGCAAAAAAAAAAAAAAA
Molecule: messenger RNA, 1235 nt
Organism: Rattus norvegicus (Norway rat)
Lineage: Eukaryota; Metazoa; Chordata; Mammalia; Rodentia; Muridae
Source: RefSeq, a predicted model, not a curated record